Messenger RNA from Zophobas morio, 2631 nucleotides. RefSeq names its product inhibitor of nuclear factor kappa-B kinase subunit beta-like. Gene Ontology annotation, biological process: positive regulation of transcription by RNA polymerase II; peptidyl-serine phosphorylation; tumor necrosis factor-mediated signaling pathway. NCBI's taxonomy places the organism in Eukaryota, Metazoa, Arthropoda, Insecta, Coleoptera, Tenebrionidae. Gene Ontology annotation, molecular function: ATP binding; IkappaB kinase activity. Bases 289 to 2400 code for a protein of 703 amino acids. The transcript has 9 exons. Gene Ontology annotation, cellular component: cytoplasm; IkappaB kinase complex. The record is from RefSeq and is a predicted model, not a curated record.
CAUUUCCUGGAGGAGCGGUUUUUAAGUAAUCAAUAAACAAACUUCACGUGCAUUUUUUUAUCAUCUUUAUCUUGGAUGUCACCUCCAUAAAUAUAAACAAAAGUGUAUAAAAAUGCACGACUUGUGUGGAUUUUUCAUUCCACUUACCACCAGCCACCAGCACAGUGCAAGUAGUUUUUUAGGUUAGUUCAACCCAAGUGACUUCUCCCAAAGUUUUAUUUUUAACUCGAUAUGAAUCCGGAAUAAACCCAAAACGACCCACUCGAGUUAUCUUAUGGAAUAGUUAAAAUGGAAGAACCCUCCGAAAUAGAACACUGGAAACGCAUCUCGGUUCUGGGAUCCGGCGCGUUCGGGGUCGUUUCCUUAUGGCAACACACAAUUUCAGACGAAUACCUUGCUGUGAAGAAGUGCAAGUUCAAAACCAGCAACCACAUCAGCGACCGCCAGAGAAGACGAUGGGAGAACGAAGUACAAAUCAUGCAAACCCUCAACUGCGAAAACAUUGUCUCAUUCAAGCCACUACCGAAACACUUGGAAGCAGUCCUUCUCAAAUAUAACCCAACGAAACUACCUUUGCUUUCAAUGGAGUACUGCGUGAAAGGCAACCUGAGACGCGUCCUCACCCAAGUGAAGAACUUAUCGGGGGUGCCAGAGCAAGACGUGAGAAUUAUUUUGUCCGAUAUAGCCAGUGCAGUCGCAUAUUUACACAAAUUUAACAUAACACACAGAGAUAUAAAGCCGGAGAAUAUCGUUUUGCAGAAUAGUAGUGGCAGGCCUGGGGAUAUUAUCUACAAGUUGAUUGAUCUGGGAUAUGCUAAAGAACUGAAUGACUCUGUUGUUAGUUUUGUGGGGACCUUGCACUAUCUCGCUCCUGAAAUUAUGCGGACUGAGAAGUACGACUACAGCGUGGAUUAUUGGUCUUUGGGGGUUGUCGCUUUUGAGGUGAUUUGUGGCGUUCUGCCGUUCCUACCACAUUAUACGCCAAUGCAGAGGUUUCCAUACAUAGAGAAAAAAAAGCCUGAGCAUAUCUGUAUCUAUCAGCUGCAUACUGGGAGUGUGGCGUACUCAGCAGAAUUACUAAAAGAAAAUCACAUUUCCACAUGUCUUAAACAAAAUAUAGAAGUUUGGUUACGUCACGUACUCCAGUUUGACCCAUCUCUAAGAGGGACGAAUUUUUCGCCAAAUAUCAACGUUUUCGACUAUUUGCUCAACCUCCUGAACAAGAAAAUCGUCACUGUAUUUUCAGUUCAUACUCUAGAGUUUUAUUCAUACGAAAUUAAUGAGGGUAUUCUUAUAAGUACUUUGAAAGACUGGAUAGCGCGUGAUACUAAAGUGCAAAAAAGUGAUCAAGUUUUACUAAGUAGUUUAGAAAUGUUUGAUAUUACAGACGAUAAAUACGUAGUUGAUAUUCUUUCAAUGCACGACUUAAAUCUCUACGUCUUCAAAAAAGGUGCUUUUAUAAAUAAGGAGAUGUUCAAGUUACCCAAAUACGUUUCAAUUUUGUUCGAAACUUGUACAACGAAGUACAAAUGGCGCGACCUGCGACUGAUCUACACAAAAUCGUUGUUCUUCCUCUCCCAGGAAGAAAAAAUAAUUAAGUCUUUGAAAACCGCGUUCAAUCUUUGCAUUCUUUACAUCCACCACUUGAACACGAAACUGAAAGACAGCAUGCACCAAAUCCACAAAACUUUGAACAGCGUACUGACCAGGAUCGACUGCUACUACAAUCUUCACAAUAACAGCAAAACUAAUUUUCAAAGCGGCGAUUUCGAUAUUUACAAAGGAUAUUUGCUGCAGUUUCAACAGUUAGUGGGAGAUCUCGAGAAGUGUGUUCAUAGCGCGAACGAAUUAAUGAAGAAGGUCGAUGUUUUGUACAAACGACAAGUUAUUUUGGAUAAAGUUUUACCAAACGUAACACCAAUCAUCCAGAACUGUGAUAUUACGAACGAAUUUGCCAAAGCUUCUGACUUGAUUUUAAAAGGAGGAGGCGACGAAGACGCGACUCCACGGGAAAUGGUGAAAACUGUCUCCAGCGCACUCAAGGAGAAGGAUAAAUUGUUGAAUAAUAAAAAUUUUCAGAGUUAUUCCAAAGCGAUGUUAGUGGCCAUAAAGGAGGUGGAAAUUUUACAAGCUUGGAUGCACCAGUUUCACAACCACGUCAAAGAUUUAUCAAAAGCAAUUGAUAAUAAUCAACGCGAGCAAUAUCAAAGUCUGUUAAACUCAAUUCAACCAAAAAAGAAAGGCAAGCCACUGAAUCAUUUUGUUCACUGGGACACAGAUACCGUAAUAACCGAAAAUCUGGAGCUGAGAUGCCAACUGGAAGAUGUCCUCGGAGAGAUGUUCGCCGCUCAUAAGUCAUUUUGUGAUGAACUUCAGUCAUUUUCAGUGCGACGAUUUUAGUAGCGCUUUUUGUGCGCUAGUUCGUACUGAAAACUCCCGUGUGCUCUGGAUAAAUACAAUUUUAUUUUUCAGAACUAUUGUAAGUUCUUUAUGAUGUAGAACAGUUUCAUUUUACUUUAUUCUGUAUUAUGCCAUCAAUUAUUUUAUCUUUAUACAGUGUCAUAGGGGCAUACCUGUUUUGAAACGUUUUAUAUGCCGUUGUUUCGAUAAUAAAAUUUUAUGAAGUUUAAA